GGCGCGGGCGCAGGAAUGUGCGUUCCGGUUAAAUAGUGGGCGCAGGGGCGGCCGCCGCGGCUGCGGGGCCGGCGGGCGGCUCAGGGGGAGCCUCCAUGGCGCGGCGCGGCUCCGGGGGCGGCGGCGGUGGCAGCAGCGGCGCGGCGCGGCUGUGACAGGAGCUUGGCAGCCGGGGCCGGCCUUCCGUCUGCCCCACGCCGGAGCGGGGGAGCCUCGCCGGCGUCCCGGGGGCGCUGGGAGACCGGAGCCGUGGCGGCGGCGGCGACAGCGGCAGCCGGGGGCAGCCGGCGUGUCACCGCCUCUAUGAUGAAAUUUAAACCGAACCAGACGCGGACGUAUGACCGGGAGGGCUACAAGAAGCGGGCGGCGUGCCUCUGCUUCCGCAGCGAGCGGGAGGACGAGGUGCUGUUGGUGAGCAGCAGCAGGUACCCGGAUCAGUGGAUUGUACCAGGUGGAGGAAUGGAACCAGAAGAAGAGCCAGGGGGAGCAGCCGUCAGAGAGGUGUAUGAAGAGGCUGGAGUAAAGGGAAAGCUAGGCAGACUGCUUGGGAUAUUUGAGCAGAACCAGGAUCGGAAGCACAGGACAUAUGUGUAUGUUCUUACUGUGACGGAAAUACUGGAAGACUGGGAGGAUUCAGUUAAUAUAGGAAGGAAAAGAGAAUGGUUUAAAGUAGAAGAUGCAAUCAAGGUCCUGCAGUGUCACAAGCCUGUCCAUGCAGAGUACUUGGAAAAACUGAAACUGAGCUGUUCACCCACUAAUGGAAACUCUGUCGUUCCCCCUCUUCCAGAUAAUAACUCCUUAUAUGUCACUUCUGCACAGACUUCUGGGUUGCCCUCUACUGUGAGAUAAACAUUUGGAUUACCUUUUUAUUCAUGUCACAAGGGGAGACAUCUGUGGUCACAUGUAGGCAUCUGUAUAACUGUCAAUUCUAAGUGAAAUACGUGAAUGUGUCGUCAUGUCAAAUUUAUUUGAACGUGUUUUUCCUUUUUAACGAUGUAAAAUAGUAUUUCAGCAAACCAAAGCCAUAUAUGGAUUUUUUUUAAUUGCCUUACUAGGCCAUUUUUUUUAAAAAGAAACUUGAGUAUAUAAAUUUCCAUAUCCACUAAAAUAAAACAUGCAUCUCCGUGGUGUUCAGCUUAUUUAAGAUUUGUCAGUUUUAGCCAGUAGUUCUGCAAGAGUACUUGCUUAGAGAAAAGCUUGAGCAGAUAGUCUUCUACUAAACCCUUAUCCACAGAUGAAGUGCUCAGAUGUUAAGAGGGCACUGUUUGGGUAAAUGGGCAUGUUGAAGGCAGAGAUGCAUUAAGUGUGACUACAGUAAAGCACUAAACCACAUCUGGCCCGUCGAGACACUAAGCACUGCUUGACUCUGCCAAAAGGUUGCCUUGCCCUAUGCAGUCUUCACCUAAUUUAUAACUAAAGCAAGAACAGAACUUUGUCCUGCAGCUACCAAAACUAUCCACUUGACCUUUGUUUCAUUACAUGGUCAGCUGAUGAACUGUCAGAAGACUUGUAUGAAAAGCAUUGUGAACCCCUCUCCCCCUACUUUUUUCCUUUUAGCAUUUUGGUGUGUGUUGUUCACAGUGUAAAUAUGCUGCAGGUCCCAAAAAACUUCUGAUCUUCAAUGAGAAGCAUCUUGUGUAGUGUUCCUGCAGCCUGUUGUCAUUCAGAAAUGUGUAGAGGAAAGUAAGCCUUACCCAAGGGGCACCCUUACAUGAGAGGUGUCUGUUAGCAAGCACGUGUUGAGGUGUCUUCCCCCUGCAGGAGCCUACUAGUGGUACCUCCUGGGCUCAGAGACAGGUGGGUUGAUACUUAGACCAGUGGAGAAAUAAUACUGCUUUGCCUUGUUCACAGGGUGUGCUGAAAGCCACAAUUUUAAGUUAAUUGUUGUUUUAACACCAGUUGCUUCAGCUUCUUGAAGUAAAAGCUGUCCUCUUGAUAAAACUUAGCUGGAAUAAAUGAGGUACAGCUUACAACUUUUGUGUUCUUAAUUAUUUUCUCCUUUUUUUUCAGCCAAAAAUGAAAACUAAAUCCACUGUCGGUCUUAAUGUUUUUACUCAAGGAAUACUCUCUCUCCCUCUCCAUGUAUGUGUGUGUAUGGUUUCUUCUAUGAGAACACAACCUAAUUCACAUGAACAUCCUAAUUCUGAAUUUUUGUAGGAUCUAAACCCAACUAUACCUCCUCUAUAGUCAGCCAAAACAGGUUGAGGUAGACCAUUACCUCACGUGUGAAGUUUAUUCUGGGUAAAGCUCAUUCUCUUACACAACAUUUGAACCUUUGUAAAUAGUCUGACUAGUAAAUAGUGAGUGUAAAAUGGAAAAUAAAUGUAAUUUAAACCUUUUGUUACUCAAUACACAAAUGGUUAACUUCUACUUUUUUAACACAAAUUGUGUAAAAUGCUGCUAUAAAUUAAACUUUUUUGUGCUGUUACACUUUUUUAGGAAAAAAUGUUGCCACAAGUUACUCCUUAGAAAACCAGUCUUGUGCCAUAUGUAAAUGCAUUGAAACUAGGGAGACAGAUGAUCUGAUCUCUUGAUGCUGCUCUCUUUGAAGAGGCGUAAAUACUACUGACAAGAGGCAUGAGCCAUAAAGCUGAGGACUUCUGAAAUGUUGGGCAGGAUGCUACUUUUACAUCCCUGGAUAUCCUAUUCCAGGUCACUUCCAGAACUGGAAAGAACACACAGCUCUAUUCAAAUGCACCUAAAAGAUUCAAGUAUUGCCAACAGCUUAUCCUUUCACUCAUGGUGGACAAGGCUAGGGAAGGAGUGUUGAUAUUCCAGUAGUGAACACAUGUAUGCAUAUUUUACACUGAACCUAAUCCAGAUUGCGACACCAUUUGCUCAGAUCACUUCUUUAAACUGAAUGGUCUAUCAAAAGCAUUGUUUUGCCAGGCAAAACAGCAAGGUGGAGUUGAGCAUGCUAAAAGAUAUCUAAUCUUUGUACAAAUCAUGCCCACAGUGUGUAAGGGUACCUCUGGCUCUAAAGCUGCCUUUAAAGAGUGAAUAAUUUAACUUCUUUUGGUCACUUUGAUGCUCUCUUUUUUGUUCAGUAGUCAUUUUAACACUUUAAAUUGAGCAAACUUGUACAGGCUUUCUUGUAACAAGAUUAUAUAGGAUUUGUGAAAGCUAAAACAAGAAUCCAGAAUUUGAGUUUUUAUUCAUAAAAAUGCUUCUGUCUCCAUUUCAGAUUCUUGGAAUGAAACCAAUCCAAGCUUGUAUGAGAUUUAGUGGUAAUGCAUGAUCUUAUUUUGUAACUCUUAUGUAUUUGAUAAUAAUGUAAAAAUGUACAGUAUUGCUGUUGCUAACAACCUCAGAGUUGAUUGCCUAUAAAUAUUUUGGUUAUUUUUUGGUCAUACACAUUUGAGCUGUUCAGUAGUGCCACAGAGAUUUUCUUUUGUUUUUCCUAAACAGCAGUUGUUGUAUAAAUCUCUUCGGUCUCUAUGCAACCUUCAGAAUGAAGCUCUGUUGCUUAGUUUGACUUCUACUCCCUUUCACAGAUAAGUGUUCUCUGAAUUGUUAAUUGGAAACACUUAAGUUAUGCAAUGGGAAAAAAAAAACAUACCUGUAAAGAGGCAGUGGCAGGACUUCAGUCCUCAUGAAAUGUGACACUAAACUUCAACAGAAAGGGUCUGUGUAAAAAUCAGAUUAGGAAGGCUAAAGUUUGUUGUCUUUUUUUUCCCCACUACCUAUAAAUUUAAAUGUAGAAGCAUGUUGAUUUUACAUGCUUCUCUCUUGAGAGGGGCCAAACCUAUUUCAGACAGAGCAGAUUUGGCAUUUUUCUCAUGGCUUAAGUUCUGUACAGUGUAUCCACAUUUGGUUCUCCAGAGGAGAAAGGGAAGAGACAGGCUCUUACCUGCAAUUUUGAAAAAGUCUAGUUUGUACUGCUGCUUUUUCUGGCUCUCAGGUUUUGAGAUUAGCAUGAGUUAGAUGAUGCAGGUACCAAACAGAAAUAGCCUUAAAGUUUAAAAUCCUGUGGAGCCAGAAUGAAGUGAAACAGAUGGGCUUUUAAACACCACAAGAGAUACUGAGCUAUUGCACAGAGAUUGGUGAAGUGAAAAAUCUUAGCCUAGCAAUGGUCUGUUAACAAUGUGCUGUUAAAAAAACAAAACCAAAAAAACCCACAAAACUGAGAGGCAAACACUUGGUUUACUUACCAACAUGGUUUGUGAAGUGAAAACUGAAGGGAAGGGGUUGGGGGAGGGGGGCAAAUUAAGUUGUAAACAUUUUGACCUGCUUGCAUGGAUUUUCUUUAAAGAUUGAUGUAAGAAUUUUGACUUUUUAUAUUUGAAAAAUACCAGAAUAAAAUCAAAAUUAGUCCUGUG
This is a messenger RNA of Apus apus (common swift), 4319 nucleotides long. It is a transcript of the gene NUDT4, whose product is annotated as nudix hydrolase 4. Gene Ontology annotation, biological process: adenosine 5'-(hexahydrogen pentaphosphate) catabolic process; diphosphoinositol polyphosphate metabolic process; diadenosine hexaphosphate catabolic process. The transcript has 5 exons. NCBI's taxonomy places the organism in Eukaryota, Metazoa, Chordata, Aves, Apodiformes, Apodidae. The record is from RefSeq and is a predicted model, not a curated record. Gene Ontology annotation, molecular function: endopolyphosphatase activity; diphosphoinositol-polyphosphate diphosphatase activity; bis(5'-adenosyl)-pentaphosphatase activity. Gene Ontology annotation, cellular component: nucleus; cytoplasm. Bases 304 to 849 code for a protein of 181 amino acids.